AUGGUUCUGCUCCGGCACAUCUCCGUCGCCCUCACCGCCGCGGUGAGCGCCGUCGGAGCCGCUCUGUUCGUGGCCGUGAAUUUGUUCUACAAGAGGCGGGUAUGGACGCCGGAAGACUACUACGUGUUCAAGGAGGAGGAGGAAGAGCAGAGGGAAAGGCAGGUGUUAGUCCUUGGCUUGGACGGUGCUGGAAAGAGCAGCGUUCUGCAGGGGCUGAGUGGAGUGCCCAACAAGAGACGAUGCAAACCCACCCGUGGCUUCAACUUUAUCCGACUCCACACUCCUGCCUGCCAGCUGGAUUUUCUAGAAAUUGGAGGCGGUGAGGACUUGCGUGUGUACUGGGCCGAUUUCCUGAGGAGAACACACAUCUUGUUGUAUGUAGUGGACUCCUCAGACCGAAGUCGAUUCCCACUGGCUAAGGACGAGCUCCACCGUUUGCUCAGGGUUGACACUCAACUCCCAGUAGUAAUCCUGGGAAACAAACAGGACAAGCCAAAUGCGGUUAGCGUCCCUGAACUGCGUGACGCUCUUUCUCUGAGCUCAUUGGCGGAUCAGAGGAAGCUCUUCCUCCUGUCCCUCCAGCUGAGCUCUGUGGGAGCUACAGCGGCCUGCAGCCUCCAGUGUCUCCAGGAUCUCCUGUUAAAACUGGCGUGAGGUCAGGGUUCAAGCAAGCUUGUGACUGUAAAUACUGAGAAAGGGAUCAUUAUCAAAGAGGAAGUCUGAGAUAAUGAUAACGAUAAAGACUCACCCGAGGUGGACUUAGUAUGGAAAAAAGCACAAUGCAAUCAAAAGGAUUGUUGGUGUACAAACACUUGCUGUGUUGCUCGUCAACACUGCAAAGCACAUAAGGGUAGCAUCCAUGACGCCACUUAGAAUAUACAGUGGCUUAUGUUCUGUUGUCAUAAAUUAUUCUACCUUUAUUUUUGCAUAGGUUUUCCAGUUUCCAGGAGUUUGUUACAACUUGUGAUAGGAUAUAUUUUGCCUACUUCAAUGACCGUAAUGAUUGUUUGCAAUUUUAGAAAGGCGUAUUGAAUGUCAUCCGUGCAUGCAUGUACUUCUGUUAUUUUGGUAGUUUUUCAUGUUUCUGGUUCAUCAUUGAAUGCUUAGGUUUGCCUCAAGCAUGCUGCACUGAGUUAAGCUGUAGCCAACAGUUGAUACCUCAGACAUCUUUGAAGUAACAUUAACCUGAAUGUGAUAUAGAUUUCAGA
Messenger RNA from Colossoma macropomum (tambaqui), 1208 nucleotides. RefSeq names its product ADP-ribosylation factor-like 10 (gene arl10). The record is from RefSeq and is a predicted model, not a curated record. The transcript has 4 exons. Gene Ontology annotation, molecular function: GTPase activity; GTP binding. Bases 1 to 654 code for a protein of 217 amino acids. NCBI's taxonomy places the organism in Eukaryota, Metazoa, Chordata, Actinopteri, Characiformes, Serrasalmidae.